Molecule: messenger RNA, 901 nt
Organism: Rhizopus microsporus ATCC 52813
Lineage: Eukaryota; Fungi; Mucoromycota; Mucoromycetes; Mucorales; Rhizopodaceae
Exons: 4
Coding region: 89-571 (160 amino acids)
Cellular component (GO): cytoplasm; Nem1-Spo7 phosphatase complex
Molecular function (GO): protein phosphatase regulator activity
Source: RefSeq, a predicted model, not a curated record
AUUCACUUGUCUCAAAUCUUUUUAGCGGGUGUCUCAUUUAUUUUAACUUAUUUUUUUUGAAUCGUCUCAUUUUAGUUUAAAAACUGUAAUGAACUCUAAUCAAGAGGAGAAUGAACCCCGACUGAAUCAAGCAACAUACCGAGAUCUUGUUAUAUUUGAAGAAAGAUUAAAGGGCAACAUGACGAGAUUAUUGAAAAGAAAAAGAAAAUAUGAAGCCCUUCUCGUAGCCUUAUUUAUAUUUUUAGCCUACUUUUUUUAUGCUGUCUUUAUUGAUCCCAGCAAAAUCUUUACUGUUCAUUUAAUAAACACUAUUGCCUUAUUAACUGUAGCAGGCGGUCUUGUCUUCUUUUAUAGAUCUGGAAUGUAUUCAGAAAAGAUUAUCUAUGCACAAAAAUUUGUUGUUCAUUGUAAUAAUGCACUAAGGGCCUUCAACUUGGAGUUUGACGCCAACAACAAGUCAUUGAGUCUAUUGUCUGAUUUACCCAAACAGUUUCAAGAAGGGUUUGAAGGAUAUCGAAGACAAUAUCACCUAAGAAAGAAAGCAAGACAGGCUAAAUCAAAGAAACAAUAAUCUUUAUUAAAAAUCAGUCACUCUUCCACCAAAGCUCCAGUCAUUGUGUUUAACAGGUUCAGUCUUUGGACCGUUGACUUCACCUGUCUUUGGGUUGACAUCACCCUCGAAUUCGGCUUGUGGUUUUUUUAUUGCGUCUUGGUGUAAUUCUGUACUUUGUACGUCUUGUUCUUGUCUCUUUCGAAUGAGGUCCAGCAUUUCUUUUUGCUGCUUUUUAUUUCCAAGUGGAAGUGGUCCUGGUCUGUUGAGUGAAGAAUAAGUACGGACAAGAGUUGUUCUAAGCAUAAUAAUGAAAGAAGAAAAAAGAGAGAUAUAAAAAUUUAGCCGGGG